GCAAUUGUUGAUCUUGCAUAGAACCACAGAGUAAUUUCAUUUGUCAAACGCAACAGUCAAGCAAUCAUGGUACAAAAGUUGAUAAUUCUCAGCGCUUUGGUGGCCGUCGCUAGCGCCGUCGCUAUCCUGCCAUCACCCGGUUAUCCCGGUCUUGCAUUACCCGGUCUGCCCGGUUUACCAGGUCUGCCGAAACUAGCUCUGCCUGCAUUGCCCGCGAUUACAAAGAUUGCCGCGCCAUUGGCUGUCGCAAAGGUGGCUGCACCAGAGCCAUACGAUCCAAAUCCACAAUACAGUUUCAGCUAUGAUGUACAUGAUGGCUCCACUGGCGAUGUAAAGAGUCAACAGGAACAACGUAGCGGUGAUGUGGUGCAGGGCGCCUACUCUCUCAUCGAACCUGAUGGUACUCGCCGCGUCGUCGAAUACACCGCCGAUCCCGUUAAUGGCUUCAACGCUAUCGUUCGUCGUGAACCAAUCGCCGUUAAAGCUGUAGCGCCAAUUGCCAAAGUACUCGCUCCAGCACCACUGUUGCCCGCUCCAGUAAUAGCCAAGGCCAUACCAGCCAUUGGUGCUAUUCCAGCUUUGCCCGCACUUCCAGCAUUGCCUGCGCUUGCUCGUCCUUCUUAUGCUGCUCCACUGUCCUACCUCCACGGUUAAGUUUCUAGCCUCAGAAAUGGUAACCUCUUCGAUAACAACACCAACAACAACAACAACGACAUCCAUAGCAAUACAACUACACUUAGUCAAUUCACAUAUGAGAGAAAAUAAUGUGAAGCAUUUGCCGUUGCCGACCUCUUGCCGCUGCCAUCACCAUGCCAUGAAUGAAUGUAUGAACAAACGAACGACGAAUGGAUGACGAUAACAGCUUACUACAACAAACAACAUUACUAGCCCUCUGCAAGCCAACAAAAACCAAACAAACAAGCAAACAAACAGACAAAUCAAGCAAACAACAACAAGAAGAGAGAAAAAGCAGAAGCAUGUUUCUUUGCUUGCCCUUCGAAGCCGUUCUAGGUGGCUCGAGAUUGCCGCGCCGCCGCAGCUUAACUCAAAUUCUCGAGGAUUAGCCAAUAUAAUGACAUUUUCGUGCAGCAAAGUGUUUGAGUGCAGAUUUGAAGUGUUCACGCAUGGCAGCAGACGGAAUUCUACUGUACAUAUACGAAUUAACAACAACAACAAAAA
Ceratitis capitata (Mediterranean fruit fly) is the source of this 1179-nucleotide messenger RNA. RefSeq names its product larval cuticle protein A2B (gene Cpr64Aa). The record is from RefSeq and is a predicted model, not a curated record. The transcript has 3 exons. Gene Ontology annotation, cellular component: extracellular matrix. NCBI's taxonomy places the organism in Eukaryota, Metazoa, Arthropoda, Insecta, Diptera, Tephritidae. The coding region runs from base 67 to 654 and encodes 195 amino acids.